CCUCAGGGAACGGAAAGGAACACUAAAAGAUCUGCGAAAUAACUUGGGGACAGGCCUUUCAUAGCUUUGCAAGUAAUAAAUAACUUGAAAUCACUUCUAAAAAAACAACAGGAAGCCAGUGGAGGGAGGCCCGGCUCGGUGUGAUCACAUUUGUGAUCCACGGCCCUGCCUUCUGUAACGCAGGCCAGAGGUUGCACGCCUGCGUUUUACUACUGCAUUUGGAAAGACUGGGGGCCUUCGGAAUGUCCGGAAUGGCAAUCACCUUUACUCUAAUUACUUUCCUAACAUCAUGGUGCUGUCAGCUGCUCCUUAGUUUCCUCACAAGUCGCAGGUUGUCACUGUCCUCUGCGCUGGUGCACGCGGUCACUAUGAGCCUUCAGACUGUCUUCCUGGCGCUCUCAGUUUGUUUUAGCAUGUUUUCCUCAUCUCCCUCCCCUCACCCGAAUUCUGCUAAGUCAGGCUGCUUCAAAGUCAACAACUGCAAAUGCAUCAUGAAGGAUGGGAGCGGGGUGAUAAACCUGAAAGCUAUGGGAGAUGCGGAUGGUUUCCUGGGCCGUUUGAAGCCCGUGUCAGCAGAGGACAUGCCGGAGAACAGCACAGAGACGCUCCUGUCCUUCAGCCCCUGCCAGCCAUUCUCACUGCCAGAAGACCUGACAGGAGCGACGGACUGCACUAAUGUCGCUGCAUGCUUCAUCGUCAGGUAUCACAGGCUCAACAGACGCUUUAUCAGCUAUGGAAAACAUGAUGGGAAUGAAUUUCUCUACAAUGACACCGUGAAGAUGCUGUCUGUCUCAUAUUUUUCUCUUGGCGAGCAGCCGCUGACAGUAGUUCAUUACCACUGUAAUCCAAAUCAGUCCACUUCUUUUAUCCGGGACCAGAGCCUCAGAACUGAGGUGCCCCUGCAGAUCUGGGUGGAGAGCCCCUGUGCUUGUCCAAAUGCGUGUGCCAUGGGGGAUCUAGGUGUAGGCACCAUCUUCCUCAUCAUCCUCUCCCUCAGUGCUGCUGCAUACUUCAUCCUUGGCUCCUGUGGUCUAAGGCCUUUUCGGAGCAGCAGUGGAGUCCUGAUCUCUCCAGAGCGCAGUGUGUGGUGUAUGAUCUGCUACCUCUGCACUGAGAGACGGCCAGAAAGAAGACACUGUACAGACAUGGCACGCUGUGAACAAUAAGCAGCUGCACACCUCUGGACCACUGCAGACUCUAUUGUGGGGUAGUUUUAUUUUGGCAGACUCCCCAGCCUCUCGUUAUGGAGCCUCCAUUUGUGGACAGUUGCAGACCUUAUCAGCAGAGGCCUGUUUCCCCAUCGCUCUUUUCUGUUCUGCCCACGUGGAUGUUCUUUAGGGGCAAAUUGGCUCCAUCUGUUUUCUGCUCUGAACUCUAUAUGCUUCACAUCUCAGCUGUGCUCAGAGUCCUCCGGUGUGAUGUCAUCAGAAGGUGUGCUGUGGAGCGCCGGGUCCUGGCUGGUCUUGACUGGUGUGUGAAGGGUUUACAUUGUUUGGUUUGACCUUAGAUUCCUGAGCGCUGGUCUCCUCUGCUAAAGUCCUGCAAGGGGCACAGAUACAUAAGAUGCAGUGAGUCAAGACCCUAAACACAUCCUAACUUUUGAAAGCUUUCCCCUCAGCAUCCAGUCUCACUCUAAACAUGUAAUGGACCUAUCUUUGUACAGCACAGAAAUGACUCUGUAAGACAACAAACAAGAGGAGUUCCCAAAAUGUCGCUAUGUUCUUUUAAAGUUGGGCAUGUACUGAUAUAUAAAAAAAAGUCAUACUAUCAUUAUCUUGUUCUGAAUUACAUUGGUAUUACUUUGGUAAAGAAUUAACCUUUUUAACAACUAACAUGCGACUCAAAAACUGAAACACAAUUUUAACAUAGAUACCUUCAAAUAGUGGAAGUUCAACUAUCUGUCAUGGCUGAAAAAGUAUUAAAUGACCCAGAGGCUUUUCCUCUAGUCACACGGGGCAAACUUUACAUAAAGAAAUUCUAAAUCAUCAUCAUGUUUUUCUUUUCAUACACCAUCCUUGUAAUGAAAUGUGUAGCCCUAAGGGCCACUAGUGAGGCCUGAGACAUUUGUUCUUGUGUCCUGACAGAACACAUAAUGAUAUCUUUAUUGUCUUGUCCCUAUUUGUAGUAAUAAUCCUAAUGUUCAUGUCUAAUUUGGUAGUAGUGUGCUGACUGCAAACAGUGAUAUUUAAAUGUCCUUUUAAUAAAUCUCUGUUUAACUUA
Molecule: messenger RNA, 2220 nt
Organism: Micropterus dolomieu (smallmouth bass)
Lineage: Eukaryota; Metazoa; Chordata; Actinopteri; Centrarchiformes; Centrarchidae
Exons: 5
Coding region: 243-1166 (307 amino acids)
Cellular component (GO): trans-Golgi network
Source: RefSeq, a predicted model, not a curated record